AUGCCGCCACGGAUAGUAUCGCCGCUGCAUGCUGCGACAUGCUGUAGCCGUGCCCUUCGCCCCUCCACGAACCCAACGAGCCUCGUCUCCCUCUUCGCUGGCCUGUCUAUCGGCACCCGCAAUGCCUCCAUCCUCGCCAGCCUGAGCGACAACAAGGGAGCUUACAACAAGCGCAUCAGACUCGGUCGCGGUCCCUCUGCCGGCAAGGGCAAGACGUCUGGAAGAGGUCACAAGGGUCAGGGACAGCAUGGUCACGUCAAGCCGUGGUUCCAAGGUGGUCAGACACCGUUGAUCGUGCAAAGGGGAACGAAGGGUUUCGACAACAAGCGCGCUCCCGUCAUGUCCAAAUUGAACCUCGACAAGCUUCAACAAUGGAUCGACGCCGGCCGCCUGGAUCCUACGAAGCAAAUCACCGUCAAGGAAAUCAUCGAGUCGGGCCUCAUCGGCAGCGUCAAGGACGGCAUCAAGCUCCUCGGCCGCGGCAAGACCGACCUCCGCCAGCCCAUCGACAUCAUGGUCUCGCGCGCCUCCGCCUCCGCCAUUGACGCCGUCGAGGGCAACGGCGGGAAGAUCCUCACCAGAUUCUACACCAAGCAGUCCAUCAAGCGCCUCCUCCGAGGCGAGUCCCAGAACACGGAUAAGCCCCUGCCCGUCGGCAAGGAGUACGUCGAGAGCAUCCUCUCCGAGGCCCGCAAGAAGACGUUCCUCUACAGAUUGCCCGACCCCACGAGCCGUGAGGAUAUUGAGUACUACCGCGACCCCGCCCACCGCGGGUACUUGAGCCACUUGCUCAAGGAGGGCGAGUCGCCGUCUUUGUACUUCAAGGUGCCGCUUGCGAGAAAGCGCAUCGAGCACGCCGACAAGGAGUCGCGCAAGGAGACUAAGAAGGUUACCCGCGACAACACCCUUUGGUAG
Messenger RNA from Colletotrichum paranaense, 915 nucleotides. Its product is annotated as ribosomal protein L15. Lineage: Eukaryota; Fungi; Ascomycota; Sordariomycetes; Glomerellales; Glomerellaceae. Gene Ontology annotation, cellular component: mitochondrial large ribosomal subunit. Gene Ontology annotation, molecular function: structural constituent of ribosome. The transcript has 2 exons. The record is from RefSeq and is a predicted model, not a curated record. Gene Ontology annotation, biological process: translation. The coding region runs from base 1 to 915 and encodes 304 amino acids.